Molecule: messenger RNA, 1569 nt
Organism: Spizellomyces punctatus DAOM BR117
Lineage: Eukaryota; Fungi; Chytridiomycota; Chytridiomycetes; Spizellomycetales; Spizellomycetaceae
Exons: 6
Coding region: 61-1263 (400 amino acids)
Source: RefSeq, a predicted model, not a curated record
AGAAACCCUUGCCCACGCGAACGCGUCUUCGAGGUUCAUUCCCGUACACGGUGACAAUCGAUGAGAGGAAGUUCCAUUCACCGCUCGCCAGACGCCAUAGAACCGUUCAGACAAGAAGUGGAUCAAAUUCUAAGCGUGCGGUGCGGGAGCCUCCAAGGUACAACAUCUGAUGUGGUUCACGGAAGGCCAUAUCCCGCAGCGUACGCGGAUUUGGUGCAGGAUGUACUCGACGACAAGCAAUAUGAGUCCGCUCUUCGUAUAAUAGACGCAUUUGCUUCCUCGAGAUAUUUCCCGCCAACCUCGAUUUUGUUUGCACUGUUCAGUCUUUCCACAUUGCCUCGAUGUCUUUCUGAAGGAAUACCGCAGGCUGCGGUCGCCAUACUUCAACAGGUGCUCAAGGUGCAUGGCAGUGCCCCUUUCUACCAGCUGUUUUCCGGACCUACGAGUGAUGAUGAACAAACAGCGACUGGGAAAGUACUCUGGGACGUCACGGCGGAUGCAUGGGGCCUUUGGCAGACAGGCAUCACCGAAUGCCUGCCGGGACUGGCCAAAGUGCAGCAAGGCCGAAUGGUGAUGAAUUUUCUUCUGGAACUUGUCCGUACCGAUAUCGGCCUAGCUUUCCAUAAAGACAGCAUCGGUACUUCCCUCGUUGCUACUCUCCUUGGUCGUCAUCGCAAGAUUAAUAUGUCCAGUGCGGUGGAAGUUAUCUCUUCAAUGCUUCAAUUUGAGCUCGCAGAUUCAGAGGUCUUGCGGACUGCUGCUCAAUGGGUCUCUGAGCUGUCGCUUCUUGUAUUUGCUGAUCAUAUAGAAAUGAAGUCUUUUUUGCGAAUGUUCACCCCUACUCUCAGGAGUUUGGAUCGCCCACGUCUGUAUGAGUUCCUGGAGUACCUUCCAUUUUCCCAUCUCAAGGUAGCCCUUGCUGACCUCAUCUUGACUCAAUUGUGUGUGUACCCAACGUCCUCAAGAUCAAGCCGCAAAGCCAGUCUUGGUGAUUGGUCCACGAGUUGCUCUGCACACGCAGUAUCCUUAUGUCUACCUCAACUGAAUUAUCAUCGCCACGCCACACCUUCUAAGCCUAGCGAUUGGGAUACAGUACUGCAAUUAUUCACAAUCAUCGCUUAUGAACAAAAAACAGAUUGCCCGGAAGAGAAGGGUGCCAUACGGUACUCUGUCUGGGAAAUGUACAAGCGAGCGGAACAAGGUACCGAGGUUGCUGUAAAUGCAAAUGAGCUGGAAAUUAUUACGUUGGUUUUGUCAUCAUGAGCCGAUAUUUAGACUUGAGAAAGGCCGAGCUGCCACCCAUGUAGCAAAAGUUUGCAGACGUAGAAUAUGCUUAAUUAGCUCACUUGUAGUUGACAAAGAACGAAGAAAUCCUUGGCCUGGACGUGCCCUAUUAAGAGCGUAGAAUCUGACUUAAAUCCUUGACGUCACCGCCCCUGUAAGAUCCUGGGGACGUCCCCUUUGCAGGGGAAUCUCGCCCGGCAAUGCCACGCCCAGAGCCAUCUGCAUUGAAUCUAUGCUUGUGAGUUCCGGUGUACUGUCAGCAGAACUAUAUUAGCAACUGUACUG